Messenger RNA from Malania oleifera, 3222 nucleotides. Its product is annotated as DNA repair protein RAD16. Bases 182 to 2953 code for a protein of 923 amino acids. Gene Ontology annotation, molecular function: ATP binding; ATP-dependent chromatin remodeler activity. The transcript is spliced from 16 exons. The record is from RefSeq and is a predicted model, not a curated record. NCBI's taxonomy places the organism in Eukaryota, Viridiplantae, Streptophyta, Magnoliopsida, Santalales, Ximeniaceae.
UGCGCGAGGACGUUCCCGCCGCCCGCUCAGUGCGCCCUCGAAGAAAGCGAGUGAGAAGUGGCAGACCCCAGCAUUUCCAACCCACCGUCAGUUUUUAAUUUCCCAAAGCUUAUGUAGAAGGGUGUCCUUCGAUCAGAUUUUUCAAGAACCCAACUCCCAAGUCGCCUUUGAUUUUGCAGCAAUGAAGCUUCGCUGCCGUGGAAGUCGUUCGAUAGAAGCAAGUAGCAGUCGCCGUCGUAAAGAUCGCUCUGUCGAAGAAGAUUACGUUCCUCUCACGGACUCUGACGAUGGUAGCAUCAGCGACACAGAUGAAGAUUAUUUGAGUUCGCUGCAGCACAAUAUUCAUAAAAGAAAAUGUGGGACGGAAGUAAGUGAUGAAGAAGAUAAUAUUUCUGAUUCUGAUUCUGAUUCUGAUUCUGAUGAGCAUGUGUUGAGGAAGAAAGUGGAACGGAAGAAGAAAAGGGGCCGGUUGAGGAAGGAAGUGCAAUGGUCAGAGGAAGGGAAGGAAGAAGGAAGUAAUGAGAAAGAAGUAGAACAUCAGAUGCUUGAUGAGGACUUUGAUGGGAUUGAUUCUCUUGGGCGGAAUGAGGGGUUGAAGAAGAAUAAAAAGAGGAAAAAAAAGGGGGACAAAGGACCGACAUUGAUGUGGGAAGUUUGGGAAGAGGAGCAUGAAAGGUGGCUUGAUGGGAACAUGGCAAACGAUAUUGAUUUGGAUAAUCAGAGUGAAGUAGGGAACAGAACUGUUGAGGCACCCCCAGAUUUGACCGUACCUCUGCUGAGAUAUCAGAAGGAAUGGCUGGCCUGGGCUUUGGAGCAGGAGGAAUCUGCAACUAGAGGUGGAAUCCUUGCGGAUGAAAUGGGAAUGGGAAAGACCAUCCAAGCCAUUGCACUUGUACUUGCUAAACGGGAAAUCCGUCGGACAAUUUGUGAAUCUAAUGGACUGUUUCUGCCACCCAGUCCAACCACAGAGUUGCCUGAAAUUAAAUGCACCCUUGUAAUCUGUCCCUUGGUUGCUGUGAAACAAUGGGAAAAUGAAAUUGAAAGAUUCACUGCAAAACAAAGUACAAAGGUGCUGGUUUAUCAUGGUGCUAACAGAGGAAAGAUUCAUCAUCAGUUCUCUGAGAAUGAUUUUGUCAUAACCACUUAUUCCAUCGUAGAAUAUGAAUACAGGAAAAAUGUGAUGCCACCAAAGCAGAAGUGCCAGUGGUGUGGGAAAUUAUUUUAUUUCCACAAACUGUCUAUUCACUUGAAAUAUUUCUGUGGGCCUGAUGCUGUUAGAACAGAAAAGCAAUCUAAGCAAGCUAGGAAGUCGGCAAAACGUGGAAUAAAAAUUUUAAAGAAAGCAGAAUCAGCUGAGGAUGAAGCCAGUGCAUCCAAAGCUGCUAAAAGGAGGGGAACAAAGCAGUACAGCCGUGGGAAAGAUGUGCGAGUUGAUUCUUCCAUGGAGAAUUCAGCUGGUGCUGAACAAGGCUUGGCCACCAAGAAAUCAGUUUUGCACUCUGUGAAAUGGGAUCGCAUUAUUUUGGAUGAGGCUCAUUUCAUAAAAGAUAGACGGAGUAACACUGCCAAAGCUGUUCUUGCCUUAGAGUCUUCCUAUAAAUGGGCUUUAAGUGGCACUCCCCUCCAAAAUCGUGUUGGAGAACUUUACUCACUGGUCCGCUUCCUUCGAAUAAUUCCAUAUUCAUAUUACUUGUGCAAGGAUUGUGAUUGCAGGAAACUUGACUAUAGUUCAUCAACUGAAUGUUCAAACUGCACUCAUAAAUCUAUGAGGCAUUUUUGCUGGUGGAAUAAGUAUGUGGCUACACCAAUACAAGCAUGUGGAAAUUCAAAUGUGGGGCAAAGAGCCAUGACUUUGCUAAGGCAUAAAAUUUUGAAAAACAUAGUACUAAGACGGACCAAGAAAGGCAGGGCGGCAGAUCUUGCACUUCCUCCUACGAUUGUUUCGUUGAGACGGGAUUCCCUGGAUAUUAAAGAAGAAGAUUAUUACAUGUCAUUAUACAAUGAAAGUCAGGCACAAUUUAAUACAUAUGUUGAAGCAGGAACUGUGAUGAAUAAUUAUGCUCACAUAUUUGACCUUCUUACACGUUUGCGCCAGGCAGUCGAUCAUCCUUACCUUGUGGUAUAUUCUAGAUCUGCCGCAUUAAGAAAUGGAAGCAUGGCUGAUACCAAUAACAGUGAAAAAGUUUGUGGCAUCUGUCAUGACCCAGCGGAAGAUCCUGUGGUUGCUUCUUGUUCACAUGUCUUUUGUAAAGGUUGUUUAAUUGAUUUUUCUGCUAGCUUCGGACAAGUUUCAUGCCCUUCAUGUUCGAAACCACUUACUGUUGAUUUGACAACUAAAAUGAAUACUGGAGAUCAGAAUUCUAAGACAACCAUUAAAGGGUUUAAAUCCUCGAGUAUUUUGAAUAGAAUCUGGCUUGAUGAUUUUCAGACAAGCACCAAAAUAGAGGCUUUGAGAGAAGAAAUCAGAUUUAUGACUGAGAGGGAUGGUUCUGCAAAAGGAAUUGUUUUUAGCCAGUUCACAUCCUUCUUGGACUUGAUAAACUACUCUCUUCAGAAGUCUGGGAUAAUGUGCGUUCAAUUAGUGGGAUCCAUGUCGAUGACUGCAAGAGAGAAUGCUAUUACAAAAUUCAUAGAGGAUCCAGAAUGCAAGGUUUUCCUCAUGAGCUUGAAAGCCGGGGGCGUUGCUCUCAAUCUAACUGUUGCAUCAAAUGUUUUCUUGAUGGACCCUUGGUGGAACCCAGCUGUUGAGCGGCAAGCCCAGGAUAGAAUUCAUCGAAUUGGGCAGUAUAAGCCUAUAAGAAUUGUGAGAUUUGUGAUUGAGAACACAAUUGAGGAGAGGAUUUUGAAGCUUCAAGAGAAGAAGCAAUUGGUGUUUGAAGGCACUGUAGGUGGCUCUUCCGAGGCUCUGGGCAAAUUAACAGAGGCUGACAUGAAAUUCCUGUUUGUCACCUGAGCCAGAAUGCAGUAUAAUUCACCUGAUGAAGCUUCACUGCAUGUGGCCCUUGCUGUCAUGGGCAUACCCUCUUGUUUUUGGUUGAUGUCAUUGACAAACCUUGUUUUGGUGUUUGUAGCAUUUUCUAGGUCUCAAUGACAUUCGUAGGCUCCCUAUGAAAAUGGUGUUUUUCAAAAACCCCCAGAGCACUGAAAUAUUUUCAGAUAUUUAAACUUUUUGUAUGGUUAGUUAAAAAAAAUUGAAAUAUUUAUUUAGCAUUUUAAAUCCCA